AUGAGCGAUCUAGCGGCAAACGCAUGUUUUGACGCAUUAUCGGUGCUGAACAAUGUGCAGCUCGUUGAGAAUGUGUGCAGCAUCUGCGGGGCUUCGCAUUACACCCAAAACUGCCCAGAGUAUGCCAAAGGAGAUCAUGUUAAGGAUAAGCCGGCGCUUAACCUUUCAAGGUCGUCGGUCCCGAACGGUCUACUGAUAAUGGACAGCCAUGCGGGCAGCUGUGUCGUCACGUCGCAAAAGUUUGCCAAGGGAACCCGGUUCGGUCCGCUGCUCGCCCAGAAGUCUUACGUCCCGAUCAAGAAUAUUCCAUUUCCGCUCGUGUUGUUUGCGGGCCCGUACUACCAGCAGGACGAGUACAGCAGCGACCUGCAGCCACUGCUCAGCGGUACGCGCAACAUCUACCUAGACACACGAAACGAAUCAAAAUGCAACUGGAUGAUCCACGUUAACCUGGCACGGUAUUCCAACGAGCAGAAUCUUAUUUGUUAUCAGGAAAACGACGAAAUCUACUACACCGCAAUAAGGGACAUCGAAUUGGGGGACAUAUUACGGGUGUGGUACUCCCGCAACUACGCCGCCAAGAUCGGUGCCUCAAUGUUAGAACCCAGCUCGUACGAUAUCUGCACAAACAUACUCCGAUCGGUCAGUAUGGAUUACGGUUUCGAUUUGGAAAAGCAUCAGAGCAACAACUUCCUGGAUGAUAUUUACAUCCGUCCAACCGUUACCGUGGGUAGCUGUGGGAGUACCGGGGGCGCACAUAGCAUCAUAUCGCAAUGCAGUACAGCUAGCAGCACCAGCACUAUGGCUGCAAAUGGAAAUCCCUGCUCUUCCACCAUGGUGCUCUCAUCUUCCUACGACGAUCGAACGUUGCUGCAGCACGGUUUAGGAUGUACCAACGGUAGAGGCGAAACACUCGAUAUAGAUAACAAUAACAACAGCAGCAGUUUCUGCAUGGACACCGAAAAUGGUACUAUAGCGAAGGGGGAGAGUAGUGUAGGAUCUCCCGGUUCCACGACGAUGACAUACGACACGGUAUCGUUACCACCGAUCGAUAGUCUGAUGAAAACGACAUCGCCAAAAUACUCUACCUCCGCAUCGCAGCAGCAUAUCUUCGAUAUGGAUCUGCUGGAAUCGGGAGUCUCUACAAGCGUGCCUGAUUUGGUGGAUGAUUAUUUCAGCUCUUCCUCGCUCAUUCCCGCUAGUCAGCUAGAAUAUGAGCAUAUGCAUAUGCAUAUGCAACAUCAGCAGCAGAGUAUGCUACCGGGGCAGCACCACGAGGGCGAAAUCAUCUCAUCGUUACAGACGGAGGCAACAAACGAGCUACGAUUGUCUCGGCACGUUUACUCCACGGAACAGAUCUCGCCCGCACAUACCGAUACGCAUCAGCUGCACCAGCAUCAACAGCAGCAACACCAGCAGCUGGGAUCAAUGUCGACCGUGGCUGAAUUUCAGUGCCUUCCGAACGAUACGUUAAGUCCUGCCGAUCUAAUUAACAUCUCUCUCGGUGCGAGCGAUGUAAACAUUUCGUUUGAAACGGGAUUUGGUGAUGCGGCAGUAGUUGGUGGCUUAUCCGAUGGUAACCAUAGCCUAUUGAGCUACGAAAGAGGUACGGAUGAUAUAGAUGGAGCAUUCGGUGAUGGCGCUGGAUUCGAUCUUCUGGCAACGACCCACGCAGUGAACGAAAAUGACGGUCCGGCCGAGAAAAUGCACAGUCGGUUUUCAUCCUCAUCUGAUUCGCUGAUCACACUAAAUGACACCGGUCUCGGAGCUGCUAACGCAACACCGACACCGCCCUCGAUGGGCAUUGCAAGUAACGUUGGGCUAGAGGGGGAUGCUGAUAAAAAGUACAUCUGUGAGGUGUGUUUGCGCAAAUAUAUGACCAAAUCGAAUCUCGACAAGCACGUGCGCAAACACAAUCUGUAUCUGUGCGUGUUUUGCAUGAAACUAUUCCAGCAGGCGGACGAGUUGAAGGAGCACGAGUGUAGCGAACGGAAAUCGAAAACGGCUUACCUGCACUGUCCCAAGUGUUUGAAGGUGUUGUCCAAUUCUUGGUCACUGCAAAGGCACAUGAAAAUACACAAAGAUCUCACGCAGGAUGAACACCCAACCAUUGGAACAAACAGUGGACCUGUUGAACAAUUGGAAAAACUGACUGGAGAUGGUACAAAUGGUUCGAAAGUUUCAAGUGCAUCGUUCGAAGACUUAUCCAGUCCUCUCCCCAAUGAAGAUUUAAAACCAAACAUCGAAGCACUAGAGGGACUCGAAAACGUAUCCCCCCUACGGCUUACUACGGCACAUGGCGACGACAAAGAUGAUAUCCUCGACUCAAAAAUGGGUGUUGCACAUCGUGAAGCGAAUCCUCCAUUACUGACGGAAGCGGAGAUAAAAAAGGAACCCAGCCACGGAACCACGGGCUCGACUCCCGCUUCACCGCUAACCAACGCGCCAAACGUGCCCAAUCUCACAACCAUCAUGCCGAUCACGAACAUGAGCUCCAGCCAAGAUAUGAUCACGAACGUGCAAGCUCCCAACGGAAAGCAACUGUACAAGUGUAUCGUUUGUUCGAAGCUAUUCAAAAAUCCCAACGCUCUCGAAAAACAUCUCCGCAAGGUGCACACAGUUUAUACCGUUUCGAACGACUAUAAAUCGGAAAAGAAGGUACUAAGUCAGUUGAAUCAGAAGAAAACUUCACCUAUAAAACCAGCGAUUGCCAAGGCGCUGGCUACGAAGCUUUCGCAAAAGAGCAAAAAGCAAGAAGAAAUGGCUGCGGCAGCUGCAGCCGCAGCCGCAGCAGCAGCAGCAACUGCGGCAGCAACAACGGUAUCUAAUACCUCUGAACAUACGGAAGAACAUGUUUUGCUGAGAAAUGCUGGUGCAAUGGUAAAGCAACCACAAUACGCAUCAAUUGCAGUAUCAUCAUCAUUGUCCACAGAACAUGGAUCCGCUGGUGGGCAGUUCCGGAUGCACAGUAAAAAGAAGCAUUCGCCCUCAUGUAUCACUGACGGUGGAAGGAACUCCCUGGACAAUGUGUACAACAGCACUGUUCCUCUUGCAGGAGCUCAAAUCGUGGGUAUCAACAGUACGAUCACCGGCGUUAGGAUAACGGAUCCACUGAUACCUACCAACCCUAAUGAGGGGCCACACAGUGAACUUACGGCGAUCCCAAACGGAACAGCCACGUCAACAACCACCUCGUCCGCAGCUGGCAAAUCCCAUAGCAUCAUCAUCAUUUCCAACGUGGAACUUACCAAAAACAAUCUGAUCGAUACUAGUCAACUGUUUCUCAAUCAAAGCAACACACACGGUACCGGCACAGGUAGUAACGGUGGCAUUAACGCUUUAGGAAAUAAAAUCGAUCUGAAAGUAUUAAACUCUACGGACAAACUACCGAAGCUGGUACCGAUCUCCAGCCAUCUUCCUCAGCAUAAUCAGCUGCUUCACCAUUCGCAUCAUCACCAGCAGCAGAACGUUGUGGGUGCGAACUUAGGCGGAACAACUACUUUGCAGUUAACCGGUGCCACCAUUAUGGUUCCUUCGGGUGUGAAUUCUACAGCAGCGUGUCUUAAAAACGAUGUAGUUGGCUUAGCUACCGAAGGUGGCAUUGUUUCCGAUGGUCAUCGGUAUAUUAAUGGUGGCAUCCUUACGACACCUUCCACCUCCACGAUGAUUACGCAAAGCACGGCCCCUGCACGCAUGCUUACACUCUCAAAUGUGUCGGUGGUAGCGUCGAACGAUUCACCGAACAACAGUGUCCUGGAAGAUAUGAACGUUGAUAAUAAACAUCAAAUCGACAAAAUCAACACCUGUCUCAAUCAGGAAGACUUAUCCGACGGUCGUGAAUGUACCUUAACUCCCGACGACGAGUGCAACAUCUCGCAAACAGCGCAAACAUUUCCUUGUGAAGAAUGUGAUCGUGUAUUUACGAAGAACUACCAAUUAAAGCGACAUAUGGAAAUUCAUGACAGUGUGUACUAUACCUGUCCAUACUGUGAUCGUGGCCCGUUAAAGGCAAAGGCAUCGCUACGAAAGCAUCUGUACAAUGUUCAUGCAGAUCGGGCACCACCGAAAGAACAGAUCAACAAAUUCAUCACAACACUCGUGGUGACGGAUGAGAGCGUGCUUCGAGAAUUGGCCAUGAAGAAUGAACGUAAAAUUCGCAACAAAAGUGCCAAACAGCAGGCUAAACUGCUCCAACAACAGCAACUACAACAGCAGCAGCAGCAGCAACAAUCGCCACAGGUACAAGGUAUGGCCACGAUUGACAUCUCAUCACCUGGCGACAACUACGCGUGCCCAUCGCCUGGACCGGCCGGAACAGAUAGUGGCAUGAUCAUGUACGAAAAUGAGCUGUCGGAAUCGGUGCUGAGUGACCAAGUCGAAGAUAUGUUAACGUUCAAAACGAUCUUUCCCACGGAAGAAGGCAGCAUCGGAGACUCGUCUAUGGAUCAGAUCGAUCAUGUGGUGCUGGAAAGUUGCGAUCAAAGCAGUACAUGCAGCAGCAACACCCCGGCAAAUGCGGUAAACAGUGUGCAGGUGAAUGCUCCGAACCACGAGGAAAAGAAACGUAAAGCUGGCACGGAUGGUCGGGAACUUCAACGGCACCAGCAACAUAUGUCAGCCGAAAGGACUGCAACCACAAAUCCUACUGUCGCUGAUGGUAAGCGAAUGAAGAUCGCCGGCUUAACUCCGUGCACUAGCGGAGCUGGUCGUAUUGACCAAGCGAACAGCACCAUUUCCAUUGGUAAUACGAUGGGUGAAUCUUAUGGAGUGCAUUCACACGAGGAAAACAGUCAUAAUAGUAGUCCGAAUGGUCCGGUGAUCAUCCCGUCCUCCAAUGGCACCAGCAAUACGCUACGAUAUUUACGCAAAAAUGCUUUAUCCGCUAUUCCGACCACGAUCGCAAGCACUGCAAUUGAUUUGGUCGGUCCGAGUGGAUCAUCGUCACACGGCAAUGGAAAUCAGCAAAGCCAACAUAGCCACCACUAUCAGCACCAUCAUAGUGCAACUGCGCUGGACGGAAGCGGUCAACUCAACUUAGACAGCCUGUUCGGUAACAUAUCGAUCGACAACUAUGAGUUUGAUGAUAAUGCCACCAUUCAAUCGUUCAGCCUAAUCGAGGAAAAGUUUAAAACAUCGUUCGACCAGAUUCAGGAGAAACUAGAUGCAGAGCUACCAUUUGACGAGGAGCAGAUCAAAUGGCAAAACAAUAUCAUGACAAAUGAUUCGUCUAACGAAAUCGGUGACAAGCUGCUGACCGGCGAAGGAAACAUAAUGCUAAUAUAG
Messenger RNA from Anopheles marshallii, 5283 nucleotides. RefSeq lists its product as uncharacterized. The transcript has 6 exons. Gene Ontology annotation, biological process: regulation of transcription by RNA polymerase II. Bases 1 to 5283 code for a protein of 1760 amino acids. Gene Ontology annotation, cellular component: nucleus. Gene Ontology annotation, molecular function: RNA polymerase II transcription regulatory region sequence-specific DNA binding; protein binding. The record is from RefSeq and is a predicted model, not a curated record. Lineage: Eukaryota; Metazoa; Arthropoda; Insecta; Diptera; Culicidae.